CUUCCGGUUAUUUUACAGGCUCUUGUUGGCUACUGUUUCGCUACUUGUCCAAUUAGAUUACCGACAAAGUAAAAGUGAGUGAACACCGUGAGUCUGUUAAACAAACCGCACUUGAGGGAACACUUCGCAGACUCCAUUUAAAGCGAGUUUCUGCUCACGAGUUUGUUGAAUUAUUUGACGCCGACAUGAUGCUGAUGGUUCUGGACGGCUGGACGUGACGAGCGGGACGGUAUGGAUUACUUUAAACCCGCAUUGUAUCUCUGCGUGUGUGUUGGUCCUUUAUAGCCUGCUGCUUGUUUCAGUGACAACUCAGGUUAGCGUAAAAUACUAUUGCUAGUAUGCCACGCAAGCAGCUAACUUCUUCAAGGACAAGAAAAGUUUGUCAGCAACUUUAAAAUGCUGCUUUGAGGGUACAGKUUUGACGCGUAUAGGUUUAGUUUUAUUUCUCUGUCAACAUGAAACUGGUGAAAAUUAGAAGAUACCUGAGGGGAAGCGGGAGGGUUCUCGCCUUCGUGUUUGUCGCCUCAGUCAUUUGGCUCCUGUUUGACAUGGCUGCUCUUCGCCUGUCCAUAAACGACGUGAACAGUCAGCUGAUGAGAGAGAGGGUGCUCAGGGAGAAGGAGAUGAUGAUCAAGCGUCCGUCCAGGGUCACCCAGCUGAUGAGGGAGGGGUUCAAUCACCCACUGCAAAAGGUGGACUUGGCUGUGACCCAUGCUUGGAAAAAACAAAAAUCAAAGAAACUAGCUCAAGCCUACAGACGUGGAAGCAAAGAUCUUCAGGUGAACUCUAAUCAGAAGCAAGAUCGAUCGCAUAACGAUGGAGUUAACCUUUCGAAACAGGAUGCUCAUCCCAGAAAAGAAGCUGUAAAUUUAGAUCUGAAUGAAGCAGUGGCUCAAAAAACCCAAACUCCACCUGACGUUCAGAUAAACCAAAUACCUAAAAACAGUGGCCUGAAUAGAACUGCGCAUUUUGCACGAAAUGCUAUAGACGGCACGGAUUCAAAGUCAAAUCAGAAGAUUAAAGGAGAACCCGCCAAGAAUCAAACAAAAGCGAACCGUCUGCAGGUAGAAGAGGCGCACCCUGCUCAAACACCUCACCAAAGUCACAAGAAGAAUGUAAACAAAAAAGAGGAAAACAUGGAUGUGAAACGGGUGGAGGUGACUCAGAAGACUGAGCUUGUGAAGCCUGCAGUCGACCUCCGAGCAGCAGUCGGGAUCAACUCCACCUCUGGCGUCCACAAAGUGCUCCACCUGGACGUGACUCAGGCUCCCAGAGAUCCCAAAGCAGUUGGCCAGUUUGGUCRGGCCGUACUUCUUCCCAGGAGCGACGAUGCGGAGGUGAAGAAGAGGUGGAGUGAAGGUCAUUUUAAUGUCUACCUCAGUGACCAGAUCCCGGUGGACCGGGCCGUCCCUGACACCAGGCCUGAAAGCUGUGCACGGAGUCUGGUCCACGACGACUUGCCUUCCACCAGCGUGAUUUUCUGUUUUGUGGAUGAGGUGUGGUCCACGCUCCUGCGCUCUGUUCACAGUGUGCUCAACAGAUCUCCUCCACACCUCCUCAAAGAGAUCAUUCUUGUGGACGAUUUCAGCACCAAAGACUAUCUGAAGGAGCCACUGGAUAAGUACAUGUCACAGUUUCCCAAAGUGCGGAUCGUUCGUCUGAAGGAGCGUCAGGGCCUGAUCCGGGCCAGGCUGGCAGGAGCUGCAGUUGCCAAAGGCGAGGUGCUUACCUUUCUUGACUCCCACGUGGAAUGUAAUGUGGGCUGGCUGGAGCCACUCUUAGAGAGGGUAUAUUUGGAUCGCAGGAAGGUGCCAUGUCCGGUUAUUGAAGUCAUCAGUGAUAAAGACAUGAGUUAUAUGCUUGUUGACAACUUCCAAAGAGGUAUUUUCAAAUGGCCUUUGGUGUUCAGUUGGAGCCCGGUACCAGAGGAUGUUAUUAAGAAGAACAAUUUGACCGUUGCCGAUCCGAUCAAGUGUCCAGUAAUGGCUGGGGGUCUUUUUUCAAUUGACAAAAACUACUUCUUUGAGCUUGGCACCUAUGAUCCUGGUCUGGACGUGUGGGGUGGAGAGAACAUGGAGAUUUCAUUCAAGAUCUGGAUGUGCGGUGGGGAAAUCGAGAUUAUCCCCUGCUCCCGGGUGGGGCACAUUUUCCGAGGGCAGAAUCCCUAUAAAUUCCCUAAAGACAGGCAGAAGACGGUGGAGCGUAACCUGGCRAGGGUGGCUGAAGUUUGGCUGGAUGAGUACAAAGACAUCUUCUACGGCCACGGGUACCACCACCUGCUGGACAGAAGCGUCAUGGAUAUUGGGAACCUCACCGAGCAGAUUGAGCUGAGGAAGAAGCUCAAAUGCAAGAGCUUCAAGUGGUACCUGGAGAAUGUGUAUCCAGACAUCAAUACUCCUUUAGUCAAAGCUGAAGGCCUGGUUUUUAAUCACGGCCUGAGAAAAUGCCUUGCCCAGCAGAAAGGUGCAUUGUCCUUUGAAUUAUGCAAUCUAACGAAACAGAAUCAGCACUUUAAUUACACCUGGAUGAGGCACAUUCGCCAGCAGGACCUCUGUGUUGAACCGCAAAGCGAAGGUCAUGACUUUUUACUAUCAUGUGACAACGCCAAACGUGAGCUUCGCUGGAUACACAAAGUCACCAACCAAGCUCUAGCGGAACACUUCAUAGCAGAGUCCAGCAACCACAUGUGCCUGGAGGCAGAACCUGGAGGUGUCACCGUUCGUCUCAGCCCAUGUGAACCCAACAACGUUUUCCAGAAGUGGCAGUUCACACAUUACCUUGUCCAGUAAUGACACUGAUGUGAGCUUUAAACGUGCACUAUUAAAAACGCCCAGUGGCCUUACCGUGCGGCCUCUAACCAUGACUAACAGGAGGGAAACACAAGUGGUUUGAUGGCUGGAAAGCAUGCUAUUAAUCAGGUGGUGUGGGAAUGUGCAAAAGAACUAAUUUCUUACUGCCUAAGAUUGUUUUUUAUUUAACAGGGAUUUAAAUUGAUUUCUUGGUGGGAGGUUGUUUUUUUUAGUUUAAUUUUUACAAAAAAAUGCCUCAAGUUUUUUUUCCUACUGGGCCAGUGUGAUGAGAAUAAUGACUUUUUUAUGUUUUCAUUGAGUUGUGUACUUUAUGCUGCUUUUUGUGAGGUUUAAGCUCUAAUUUGAAAACUUUGGAUGACUUUCCCCUCCUAAAACACUAGAGGGAAGUGUUGGUUGAAAACGCUCCAUAAACCUGUGUUCUGAUUUUACAAACUUUUAAAGUCAGAUUGCUUGGAAAGCAUCUUAUACAAGAAAGAAAAUAAUAAAUAAAUAAACCAAAUAGCUCUC
Austrofundulus limnaeus is the source of this 3317-nucleotide messenger RNA. It is a transcript of the gene galnt5, whose product is annotated as polypeptide N-acetylgalactosaminyltransferase 5. The transcript is spliced from 10 exons. The coding region runs from base 456 to 2789 and encodes 777 amino acids. Gene Ontology annotation, molecular function: polypeptide N-acetylgalactosaminyltransferase activity. Gene Ontology annotation, cellular component: Golgi apparatus. The record is from RefSeq and is a predicted model, not a curated record. NCBI's taxonomy places the organism in Eukaryota, Metazoa, Chordata, Actinopteri, Cyprinodontiformes, Rivulidae. Gene Ontology annotation, biological process: protein O-linked glycosylation.